GGUCAGAGCCUACAGAUGUUGUGCAAGCUUGUGAUUUUAUUUCUGAUAAUCGUUUCGUGUUUUUUCCUCUGCAGAAUCUUGCACCUCGCCAUCAUUCACGAAGACGAGAAGUUUGCCCAGCAGCUCAUAGACCUCUUCCCCAAAGAGGUGCUGGAUAUUCAGAACAACUUGUACCAGAGCCCGCUGCACCUGGCCGUGUACCUGGACCAGGCGGAGGUGGUGAGGAGCCUGGUGGAGCGAGGGGCCAGUCUGGAGCUCCAGGACAGAGAGGGGAACACAGCCCUGCACGUGGCCUGUCAGCACGGCCAGACCCAGUGCGUCACCCACAUGACCCGAGACCUGACCCCCACCAAGCUGGGUCCAGUGCUGGAGAUGCACAACUGGAGAGGUCUGGCGUGUCUACACUUGGCCACUCUGUUCGGACAACACGACGUCUUAAAGCUCCUGAGGAAAAAAGGCGCAGAGCUGAACAUUCAGGAUGGCACUAGUGGAAAAACCCCCCUGCACUUGGCGGUGGAGCUCCAUGACGUUGCCCUGGUGACGAUGCUCUUGAACUGGGGCGUGAACGUGGAUGCCGCCAUGUUUAACGGCUGCACGCCCCUGCACCUGGCCGUCGGUCGCCAGGACGCCCACAUCGCCAACCUGCUGUGCCAGUCCGGGGCAGACAAGAUGCUGCGGAACAUGGAGGAUGAGACGCCGCUGGACCUGGCUGACGGCAACGAUGAUAUCCUGGCCUUGUUCCCGUUCGAUGACAUCCAGAUCUCGGGCCGCUCCGUCGUGGGCGUGAACUAUUGAACUUUGGGGAACUGCAGCUGGACGUAGCUUCACUGGUUUAACAAUAAUGCAUAGAGCUGUGGAUUUCCACUUCACAUAGUGGUUAUUAUUAUUACUGUAGCACAUAUCAAUUCAUCUAUAUUUAUCUACUACCAAUAUACAAAUACACAAACUUUUAAAAAUGAAAAUAAACCUUUUGUUUAGCUAAUUAAUUACUUCUAUGCAAUAUUAUUUCUGCCGUUGUUGGAAACGCCUGGCAGAAGAUUGGAGAUUUUCUGUAACUUUGCAUUUUGUGUUUUUCACGCAAGACACUACAUGUAAACAGCGUGCAUACAUUUUAACUUUAAAUUUUUUGUGAUUGUUUUUUAAUAAAUUACUAGUAAGGAUGUAACAAUAACCGAAUUAUCAUGAUAUCGUAUCGUCAAAGUCACAAUAAUAUCGCGGACCAUCACAAUAUAUAUAUCGAAUUACAAGUGUCUUUGUUUAAAUUAAGAGUUAUGGUGCAGCAAUAGCUCAAAAACAUAGAGGGAACUACAUAGACCAUGAUCCUUUGCUCCAUUUCAGUGUAGAAUACAUGAAGAAAUAACAGUUCUAAGCUCUUUUAAGUCUUAGGUUUUUUGGUUUAAGUUUUGUCAAGGCAUUUUAAAAGAAAGGAAAAGUAGCAACAAAACUGUUAAUAGUUUUGGUUGCCGCCACAAAAUGUUGCAGUAAAUAUCGUACUGUGAGAUGUAUACCGUGAAAAUAUCGUACCGAGAGAUUUGGAUAUCGUUACAUCCCUAAUCGUGAGCCUCCUCGCCAUAUUGUAAACUUUCCCACGAUAUCACAAUAAAUAUCGUACCAUGAGGUUCAUGCCGUGACGAUAUCGUGUGUUGAGACUUGGAUAUUGUUACACCCCUAAUCAAUACGAAAUAAAACAAAAAAUAGUCUACAUAUUCUAAUGGCAAAACUGAAAAUCCCUUUUAUAUGUAGUGUCUUGCAUUAAAGGCGCUGUACCUGAUUUUUACCGUAUUAAAAACUAAAAAGCAUCCUGACUAUUCACCACGAUGAGCACUUUUCACAACUUUCAGCAAUAAUCCUACCAUAGCUAGCAUGCUAACACACACAUCCUGAUUCUCGGACAAUAAACCGCUUCGUAAUUAGAUGCAAACAGGCAAAAGUUGGGACCUGACUCGAGUCAGACUUGAGUCACUAUUUUUAGUACUUGACACUUGACUUGAUAAAAUGGACUAAGACUUGGGACUUGACUCGGACUUGAGGCCUGUGACUUCAGAAGACUUGAGAAGCACUUUUAAAUCUGAAUUCUUUCUUUUCUGAUCAUACAGAUUCACAUUAAGAUCUUGUCAAAACAUUUGAAAAAGGGAAAAAUGUGCAUACUCUUUAUAAAUUUAAAUACUCUUUUAUAAACAUACCAUUACUUGUAAGUAUAAUUUAGUUUAAAAUUCAUACAAAUUGCAAAAAUCUAAGCUGUAUUUGGUACUUUGGUUUAAAAACUUGAAAUACUUGAAGCUCAAAGCAGACGACUUGGACUAGACUUAGACUUAUGGGCCAGUGACUCGAGACUCGACUUGGACUUGCCUGUAUUUGACUUGGGAUUUGACUUGGACUUGCAAAAUGACGACUUAUUUUGAUUUCAAGACCUGCUUUUACAAAAUAUCUGUUCGGGGGCAAGACAGUUUUGCUCAAAUACACGGAGAAAAAUCAGGUACAGCGCCUUUAAGAAAUAUAUUUUCGUAACGCCAAUAUAUGAAUCCAUUUGAUGCUGAUUAACUUUCGGUCUAAUAUUUGCCAUACAUCUUAUGGUUUUUUUGCUGCUUUGCAUUUUGAGUUUUUUUUUUUUCCAUUAUUAUUUAUCUUUUGGUGUGUAACUCAAUACACUGGCGGCUUGAUAGUUUGACAAUAGCAGGUAAUCUAUUUUUUAAUAAAAGUUUGAAAAUAUUUGCAAUUCACAA
Boleophthalmus pectinirostris (great blue-spotted mudskipper) is the source of this 2723-nucleotide messenger RNA. Its product is annotated as nuclear factor of kappa light polypeptide gene enhancer in B-cells inhibitor, epsilon. Gene Ontology annotation, cellular component: cytosol. Gene Ontology annotation, biological process: signal transduction; cellular response to lipopolysaccharide. Lineage: Eukaryota; Metazoa; Chordata; Actinopteri; Gobiiformes; Gobiidae. The transcript has 5 exons. Gene Ontology annotation, molecular function: protein binding. The record is from RefSeq and is a predicted model, not a curated record. Bases 16 to 795 code for a protein of 259 amino acids.